Molecule: messenger RNA, 123 nt
Organism: Entrophospora sp. SA101
Lineage: Eukaryota; Fungi; Glomeromycota; Glomeromycetes; Entrophosporales; Entrophosporaceae
Source: the annotation of a GenBank genome assembly
AUGAAUGUAAACAAUGAAAGCAAGAUAUAUGAAUCAUGUGUUGAGGAACUCAAGGAUGAGGAUGAUGAGGAAAUAAAAUUUGAUCCUAAUAGAAUUGCAAUACAAGCCAGCAGUGAAACGUAA